GUGGUGUUUGCAUUGCUCAAUCACAGAAAAUCCCACGUGAACCAAGACCUGGAGAAUUUGAAAAAAUUAUCAAACGUCUGCUGGAAACACCUAAUGCCCGUGCAGUGAUUAUGUUUGCCAACGAGGAUGAUAUCAGGAGGAUAUUGGAAGCAGCAAAAAAGUUAAACCAAAGCGGGCAUUUUCUAUGGAUUGGCUCGGAUAGCUGGGGAUCCAAAAUAGCACCUGUCUAUCAGCAAGAGGAGAUUGCAGAAGGGGCCGUGACAAUUUUGCCCAAAAGAGCAUCAAUUGAUGGAUUUGAUCGAUACUUUAGAAGCCGAACUCUUGCCAAUAAUCGAAGAAAUGUAUGGUUUGCAGAAUUUUGGGAGGAGAAUUUUGGAUGCAAAUUGGGAUCACAUGGGAAGAGAAACAGUCACAUAAAGAAGUGCACAGGGCUGGAGCGAAUUGCACGGGAUUCAUCUUACGAACAAGAGGGAAAGGUUCAGUUUGUAAUCGACGCAGUGUAUUCCAUGGCCUAUGCCCUGCACAACAUGCACAAAGAACUCUGCCCAGGAUACAUAGGCCUUUGCCCGAGGAUGGGCACCAUUGAUGGGAAAGAGCUACUGGGUUACAUCAGGGCUGUGAAUUUUAAUGGCAGCGCUGGUACACCUGUCACUUUUAAUGAAAAUGGUGAUGCUCCUGGACGCUAUGAUAUCUUCCAGUAUCAGAUAAACAACAAAAGUACAGAAUAUAAAAUCAUCGGGCACUGGACCAAUCAACUUCACCUAAAAGUGGAAGACAUGCAGUGGGCUAAUAGAGAACACACACACCCAGCAUCUGUCUGCAGCCUGCCUUGCAAGCCUGGAGAGAGGAAGAAAACUGUGAAAGGGGUCCCUUGCUGCUGGCACUGUGAACGCUGUGAGGGUUAUAACUACCAGGUUGAUGAACUCUCCUGUGAACUCUGCCCUUUGGAUCAGAGACCAAAUAUCAACCGCACAGGCUGCCAGAGGAUCCCCAUCAUCAAGUUGGAGUGGCAUUCUCCCUGGGCCGUGGUACCUGUGUUCAUAGCAAUAUUGGGAAUCAUCGCCACCACCUUUGUGAUUGUGACAUUUGUCCGCUAUAAUUAUACACCUAUCGUGCGAGCUUCUGGGCGGGAACUUAGUUAUGUGCUCCUUACGGGGAUUUUUCUCUGUUACUCAAUCACCUUUUUGAUGAUUGCGGCACCUGAUACAAUCAUAUGUUCCUUCCGACGGAUUUUCCUGGGACUUGGUAUGUGUUUCAGCUAUGCAGCACUUUUGACCAAAACAAACCGUAUCCACCGAAUAUUUGAGCAGGGGAAGAAAUCUGUCACGGCGCCUAAGUUUAUCAGUCCAGCAUCCCAGCUGGUGAUCACCUUCAGCCUCAUCUCCGUACAGCUCCUUGGAGUGUUUGUGUGGUUUGUCGUGGAUCCCCCCCACACCAUCAUUGACUAUGGAGAGCAGCGGACACUGGAUCCAGAGAAUGCCAGGGGAGUUCUCAAGUGUGACAUUUCUGAUCUGUCACUCAUUUGCUCGCUGGGAUACAGUAUCCUCCUGAUGGUCACUUGUACUGUUUAUGCCAUUAAAACCAGAGGGGUCCCAGAGACGUUCAAUGAAGCCAAACCUAUUGGAUUUACCAUGUACACCACUUGCAUCAUUUGGUUAGCUUUCAUCCCCAUCUUUUUUGGUACAGCUCAGUCAGCAGAAAAGGUAAGCAACAAGAAAUCCUUGUGA
Cricetulus griseus (Chinese hamster) is the source of this 1727-nucleotide messenger RNA. The record is from RefSeq and is a predicted model, not a curated record. NCBI's taxonomy places the organism in Eukaryota, Metazoa, Chordata, Mammalia, Rodentia, Cricetidae.